AAUGCCUAUCUUCUGUGGAGUCACAAGGAAAACACUUUUUUCCUCUGCCUCUGCAGAAAGGCGGAAGAAAGAGCAUGAUUGUUAUUUAAAGAAUGGAAGUUGCGUGCUUGAGGAGCUUCUUGCUUUAUGCGACGGAAAUUGCAGGAUUCCCAUCCAUUACUUCUCUGCCAUAGAGAUCGAGAAUGCAAUAAAACACUCUAAAAGCGGAAUAGACCUUUCCGAUGUGUAUAUUACAGGCUCGCUGGACAACCGUCUCGUUUUAGUUAGGUUCAGUAGAUGUGAAUUCAACAAUAUCCACCGAGAUAUAGCUGUUACUGCUCAGAUGAGUCAUCUUAAGAAUGUGCUGAGACUUGUCGGUUGCUGUCUAGAAUUUGAAGAACCAGUUAUGGUGUACGAAUAUGUGAAAGGUAUUUCUCUUAGCUAUCUACUUUUCAGAAAGGGUAAUCAUGAUGAUCAAACUAGAAAAUCGUUAUUAUCUUGGGGAAAUAGAUUACGAAUUGCCAAUGAGGUCGCUUCUGCAAUAGUCUUUCUCCAUACCGAAUUUACAACACCCAUCAUCUACAAAGAUCUGAGCCCAUCGAAUGUGAUUAUAGAUGAGAAUAGCGGCGUUGCCAAAAUAUUGGACUUCUCAUUGUCCAUAUCUUUGCCUCCAGGAAAAUUGGAAGUAGUAAAAGAUAUUAUUACAGGCAGAAACGGAUAUUUAGCUCCUGAAUAUGCAGUCUCGGGUAUUGUUUCUCAAAAUAUAGACGUCUAUAGCUUCGGAUUUGUUCUACUUAACCUAUUAACGGGAAGGAAAAUGAGUAGUCUAAAUAUAACUAUAAAGGAUACAGUGUAUCAUAUAGAUUCAGAUCCUGAAAUGAUAGACAUUGAAGAGAUCCGUGUAAUGGACAUAGCAGAUUCAGCCAUUUUGGAAGAGCAUGGAAUUGAGAUUCAACAACAACUGGAAGAUUGCUGGAAUCUUGUUAAGAAAUGCACACAAUCAAAGAGAGAAGAGAGACCAUACAUGAUUGAAGUUGCAAAGGAAUUACGCCGAAUUCACAACUGUUUUCGUGCCCUCACUCUUGCCCAGAAUUAGCUUUACAUAAGAUGGCAAGUGAUCUAGAAAUAAUACCGAUUGUAUGUGCACUCUAAAGUUGA
This is a messenger RNA of Solanum stenotomum, 1137 nucleotides long. Its product is annotated as serine/threonine-protein kinase ZRK1-like. Gene Ontology annotation, molecular function: protein serine/threonine kinase activity; ATP binding. Bases 2 to 1075 code for a protein of 357 amino acids. The transcript has a single exon. Lineage: Eukaryota; Viridiplantae; Streptophyta; Magnoliopsida; Solanales; Solanaceae. Gene Ontology annotation, cellular component: plasma membrane. Gene Ontology annotation, biological process: cell surface receptor signaling pathway; protein phosphorylation. The record is from RefSeq and is a predicted model, not a curated record.